AUGGCGCCUUCUGUAGUCUUGGACAACGGCGACCCCGCGCGCCUCAAUGCCAGAACAAGCGUCUCCGGAUUCCAGAAAUACGGCAACCCAUCGCUGAAGGUCACCGCCGACCACCGCAUAGAGAUGGAAGAAGCCCCGAUUCCCGAGCCGGGCCCCGGUGAAGUCCUCAUCCACAUCAAGGCGACAGGCGUCUGCGGCUCCGACAUCCACUUCUGGAAGCGCGGCCGCAUCGGCGCCCUCACCAUCGACGGCGACUGCAUCCUCGGCCACGAGGCCGCCGGCGUCGUGCUCGCCGCCCACCCGACCGUCACCACGCUCGCGCCCGGCGACGCCGUCGCGCUCGAGCCGGGCGUCCCCUGCGGCGCCUGCUUCCUCUGCCGCGCGGGCCGCUACAACCUGUGCGCCGCCGUCGCCUUCGCCGGCGUCUACCCCCACCCGGGCACCAUCCGCCGCUUCGCCACCCACCCCGCGCGCUGGUGCCACAAGAUCCCGGGGUGCUCGCCGGCGUCGUCGCCGCUGUCGUCGCAGUCGUCGUCGUCCGGGUCCGCUUCUUCGUUGUCCUUUGGCGAGGCCGCGCUCCUGGAGCCGCUGAGCGUCGUGCUGCACGGGGUGCGCACCGCGCCGCUGUCGCUGGGCUCGCCCGCGCUGGUGUGCGGCGCGGGGCCGAUCGGGCUGCUGGCGCUGGCGGCCGCGCGCGCGAGCGGCGCCCACCCGCUCGUCGUGACGGACCUCGAGCCGCGGCGGCUGGAGUUUGCGCGGAAGUACGUGCCCGGCUGCCGGACGUACCGCGUCGACCCGGCGCUGGGGGCCGAGGGCAACGCGCAGGCGGUGAGGCGGUUGUUUUUGGAUGGGGGCGGCGGCAGGGAGGCGGCGGGGCUGAGCGAGGAGGAGAAGGAGUACCUCGCGCCGGAUACGGUGCUCGAGUGCACGGGCGUCGAGAGCAGCGUGUGUACGGCGGCGUUUGCGGCGAGGAGGGGCGGGACGGUGUGCGUGAUUGGGGUGGGGAAGGAUGUCAUGAAUAAUUUGCCGUUCAUGCAUAUGAGCUUGGCUGAGAUCAACCUCAAGUUCAUCAACCGCUACCGCGACACCUGGCCCGCCGGCAUCUCGGCCCUCAGCGGCGGCAUCCUCGACGUCAAGCCGCUCAUCUCGCACGUCUUUCCCCUCGCCCAGGCCAAGGAGGCGCUCGAGCUGUGCUCCGAUCUCAGCCACGGCAGCAUCAAGGUGCAGAUCGUCGACGACGUGGAGGUGCCAAUACCGUGA
Molecule: messenger RNA, 1260 nt
Organism: Diplodia corticola
Lineage: Eukaryota; Fungi; Ascomycota; Dothideomycetes; Botryosphaeriales; Botryosphaeriaceae
Product: alcohol dehydrogenase
Exons: 3
Coding region: 1-1260 (419 amino acids)
Biological process (GO): D-sorbitol catabolic process
Molecular function (GO): L-iditol 2-dehydrogenase (NAD+) activity
Source: RefSeq, a predicted model, not a curated record